AUGAGUUUGCACGGCUCGCAAACGGGACUCAAUCGGCGGCUGUCGGAGCGUCGCGUCGUGCCUGCCGACUUCUCAGCCCGCAGCGAUGGCCAGGUGGAAACUUACCUGCCCUUACAACAGCACUAUGGGGGAGCCGGAGGGCCAGUUCUGGCCGGAACCCAGAUGUACGCGACGGUGGGAGGCAGAAACGAGAUCUACCACACCAGCACCAAACACCGCUCCGUGUAUAACCCCAGGACCUCCCGCGUCUUGGAUGUGGGCGAUCAAGCUCAGUACAUCAGUGGGGAUGCAGUGAGGAACCGCCAGGAUAUGUACCUUAGACUGGCAGAGAGCUGUGCAAGUAAACUUACCGAAACAGAGAAGAUGCUGCAACAGGAUUUGAAUGCUUUUGAUCAUGGUUACGUUGGGAGAUACAGACUCCAGAUUGAUGGAUUGUUAAAAAGUGCUGGCGAUGAUCUAGCAAACAUUGAAGACAAUAUUGAAGAAUUACAGCAACUUGGGAUUUACAAUAAAGCACUGCAAUCUAGUGUGUUUCGUCUCCGAAGUCAGAUGCGUGCUAUUGCGAAAACUAUUUCUGAUCGCUGGUCAGAACGUACCAAGUCAGUGUAUAACUUCAACCAGAGAUUGUCAGAUUCCUGGGAUGAAGAGCUUUCAAGGUCGACCACUGAGCUAUUUAGCUGGAUAAGGCAGCAAAAGCUUAAUUUAGACUCUCAAGAAUGGGGUGUGGAUGCUGCCUCCGUAGAGCUGCAGAUCAGUAAUCACAGAAAGUACCACAAGAGCCUUGAAGAUGCUCGCUGGAAAAUAGAAAAAAUGAAAUCAGAGCAGCAUGACAACCAUUCUAACAACUACAGGGAUGCCAUUGAAGCAAUAGAAAAUGAAUACGAAACAAUGUUGAAAGCUUCAGCGGAUAGACUUGAUCAAAUGAGAAAGUUUCAGGACAUCAUUCAAGCCACCUCCAAUGAGAUUAUGUGGAUUAAUGACCGCGAGGAAGAAGAACUUGUCUACGAUUGGAGUGACAAGAAUACUGACAUGUCUCAGAAGCAAGAAGCGUUCUCGGUGUUGAUGAGCCAGUUGGAAGAUAAAGAAAAGCAGUUAAACAGACUCAAACAAGAUGGUGACCAGCAAGUAGCAAAUAAGCAUCCUGCAUCUGACAAAAUUGAGGCAUACAUUGAUACUUUGCAAACCCAAUGGAGUUGGAUUCUUCAGCUUACUAGAUGCAUUGAGGUUCAUCUGAAGGAGAAUUCCAAUUACUUUCAGUUUUUUGAGGAUGCGCAAGUAACUGAAAACUCUCUGAAGAAAAUGCAGGAUUCCCUAAGACAGAAAUAUGUUUGUGACAGGUCAACAACGCUGCCGCAAUUGGAGAAGAUGAUUGUAGAAGCUGAGAAAGAUAAGGAGAAAAUCCAUGACUACAAAAGACAAGUGUCAAACUUGGUCAACAAGUCAAAGAAGAUAGUGCAGUUAAAACCACGCAAUCCAACUACUAGUAUCGACAAACGGGGUCCAAACCGAGUCAUUCUCAAGGCUCUUUGUGACUACAAACAGGAUCAGAGAGUGGUCCAUAGAGGAAAUGAAUGCAUUUUACUGGAUAACACACAACGCAGCAAGUGGAGGGUGAUUGGACCAGGAGGAAUGGAAAUGGAAGUUCCAUCUGUUUGUCUUCUUAUUCCACCUCCAAACCCUGGUGCAAUUGAUCUUGCAAGCAAGAUUGAUCAGUACUAUGAGGCUAUCCUUGCUCUGUGGAAUCAGCUGUACAUUAACAUGAAGAGCUUGGUGUCCUGGCAAUAUUGCAUGAUAGAUAUUGAGAAGAUACAGAGUUGGACCAUAUCUGUGUUACGGACAAUGUCUCGGGACGAUUAUGAGUUGGUCCUGAAAAGCUUGGAAAAGAACUUUAAAGCUUUCCAGACAUUCAGCCAGGAUUCCCAACACUUCACUGAUGCAGACAAGCAUAAGCUGCAGAAACAAUUUAGCUCUAGCAAGAAGCAUUAUGUGAGCAUGGUAACCACUUUGGAGGAAGAGAGAAUUAAUGGCCAAGAUCAAUCGCGGGUGGUAAUUCUGCCGCAACACGCCGUGCCAAUACAACAAGCACCAUCACCAGCAAGGAUGGACUUGAAUUUCCAGCAGGAACUCCAGAAGAUACGUUAUCGUUUGGAGAUGAAUGAAAACAAAAUGAUGGAAAAAAUACAUCUCCUCAUUGAUUCAAAUGCACAGGAAGAGCUUGCACAGAGGAUAUCUGAGUUAGAGCUUUUGCAAGAUCAGUUGAAUACAAUUGACGAUGACUUUAUCAGCCUUCAGAGUAGAUGGUAUCAAUCACCAAGUGCAUCAAGCAAUCAGAAAGCAUAUUUUGAAACCGAAUUUAGCCGAAUAAGCCAAAGAUUGAAGAAUGGCAGUGACUUUUCCUUGGCAUAUUCAGAGAGAAUGAAAGCAUUGAGGUUACUCUUCCAAAAUAUUCUUGAAGUGGAGGAUCUGAUAAAAGUUUAUGAAGCAAGGCUAACAGAAGAGGAGACUGUCCCAAUGAGUUUGGAGAAAAUAGAAUUCUACAGAGACGGUCUAAGGAAAAUGAAAAUGGAACUGGAUCAGAAGAAGAAUUUGUUGACAUCGAUGCAGCAAAAUAUGCAGCAAUCGUUCCAUAUCAAUGACAACAUAAUGCCAUCUUUCUACAAGUGUGAUAUAGACCUUACAAAGUACAACGAGAAAGUAACACAGCUGUCCGACAGGUGGCAGAGGAUCUACAAAGAAAUUGACAGCAGGUACUCUGAUUUAGACAAAGAACGUAAACAGCUCAGAGACUAUGGAGAUCUGUUCCAGAAGCUUAGUAAGUGGAUUGACGUAACAAAACGCAAACAGGAUGGGUUGCAAAUCAACAGAUGUGAGGAUACAAAUGUCCUUCUGCAGCAGCUAAAUGAACAAAAGAACUUGCACUCAGAAAUAAAGAAUAAACGAAGUGAUGUUGAAGAGUACCAAAAACAUGCAGACCACUGUGCAACAUCUGUAAAGGAUUAUGAGCUACAGUUAGCAUCAUAUAGCGCUGGCCUGGAAACACUGCGGAAUAUUCCAGUCAAGAGACAAGUGGCACAAUCAAUUUCCUCUACAAUUCUUCAUGAGUCUGCAGAUCUGCAGUCUCGUUACAUAGAACUGCUUACACGGUCCGGUGACUACUACAAGUACCUAAGUGAGAUGUUGAAGAGCAUGGAAGAAGCAAAGAUAAAAAACACAAAAAUUGAGCUUUUGGAAGAGGCACUUAAAAAUGCCCAAGAUGAGAAUGCUGAUAGUAUGCACCAGAAGAAGUAUCUUGAUCAACAUUUAAGCCAGGUUCAGAGUGAGUACGCAGACUUCCGGAAAAAGAUAAUUCUCCUAGAGGAGCAGAAGAGAAAUGCUGAAGUAGACCGAGAUGCCACAAAACAGAAUCUAGAUGCACAACUUAUCAAAAUGAAGGAAAUCAAUGAGAAGAUCACAAGAUUGACGUUUGAAAUUGAUGAGGAAAAAAGGAGGAGAAAAUUAACUGAAACCCAAUGUGCCGAGCAAAAGGAUGAAUAUGACAGUAUUUUCCGACUGAAGCAGAAGGAGCUUGAUGAGGCUCACUGGCUCAAAUUGGAGCUUGAGAAAUCGAUCAAAGACAAAGAAAAAGAGAUGGAAAGGCUUAGGGGUGUGUUGAAGGAGGAGUCUUUAAGAAGGCAACAACUUGAAAGUGAACUAGAUAGGCUUAGGGACAAUUUUGAGCAGGAAAAAAGGGUAUUGAAUUCACAGAUUGAAAAAGAGGUUCAUAUAAGGGAAACUACAGUUGAAAGGUUAAAUAUUAGGAAGGAAGAUGAUGUUGCCGCUUUGAAUAUUCAGUUGCAAAAGGCUCUGAAUGAGAAAAAGAACCUCAGGGAUGAAAUAGAUCAAUUAAGAAGUUCUGCCAGGGAAAUUGAGUUGAGUAGGAAAAGGGCAGAAAGGGAUGUUUUGCAGCAGAAAUCAGCUAAUGCUGAAGAAUCCCAGAAGAGGAAGGAACUUGAACUAGAAAUAGAAACGCUCACCAAGUUUAAAACUGAGGAAACUCUGAGGUUUAAAUCAUUUCAGGAGGAUACCUCCAAGGCUAUCCAUGACAAAGCCAAGGAGAUUGAAAGGCUAAAGAUCUUGCUAGAGGAAGAAAUAAAUAAGCGGAAGCAUUUGGAAAACGAGAAUGAUGAAUUGAAAAAAGUACAAACAAAUUUUCAGAAAAAUGAAGCUGAAAAUCUUACUAAAAUUAAAACCACAGAGCAAGAGUUUACAAUUAUAAAGGUGGAACGUGAUAGAAUAUCUAGAGAAAAGGCUGGUUUGGAAAAUGAAAUUGCACGCCUGCAGAACAGUUUAAGGGAUGCAAACAAUACAAAAUAUAAGGUAGAUGAGGAACUGAAACAGCUAAGGAAGAAUCUAAAUGAGGAGAGUGCAAGGAGAAGCAGUGCUGAAGAGAAGUUUAAAAACCUUGAACAAAAGUGCAGGGAACAUACAAGUUCAAUUACGCGGCUUACCCAUCAGAUUGAAGAAAUCACAAUCAUGAAGAAGAUGGUGGAGAAUGAUCUCUCCGAGCAACGGAAUGCUUUGGACCAGCAACGCAAAGAGAAGGCUAUCAGCACAGAUGAGUUAAAUAGGUUGUACACUGAUGUAGAAGCACUGCGUCGCCAGUUGAAUCAAGAGAAAGAGAACGUGAGACAGGCUCAUCAGAGAAAUGAGGGCUUGCAGAAAACAAUUGAAGAGAAAAGCAAGGCUUUGAACGAAAGCAUAAGUGAAAUCGAUAGGCUGCGUUCCGUGGUCGAAAAUCUCACGAAAGAACGACUGAAGUUGGAAGAAGCAUUGAGAAACUUGAGGACAGAAUUUGAUGAUUUCUGCAGAAGCCAAAAUGAAACUGAGGGUGAGAAGUCGCAAACCAUCUCUGAGCUCAGGAUUCAACUUGAGCUGUCUAACAAAAGAACAACUGACCUUCAAGAGCUAAUUAUUGAAUUAAAGAAUGAGAGGGAAAAAUUGAAACUGGAAGUUGAAUCAUUCCAAAAGCAAGCUCUGGAGGCAACCAAUAUGAUUAAGCAGACACAUACUGCUCAUAAAGACAUUUUGCAAGAAAAAGAAUCCCUGCUGCUGAAGAUCAAACUCCUGGAACAGGAUAAGGCAAGGCUUCAGCAUUAUGAAGAUGAACUAAGUAGAGUAAAGGCACGCUUUGAAGCUGAGUCCCGCAUGAAGCAGCGACUUCAGGAUGAAGUCGAUAUCAUCAGAAAUGACAUAAGCUACUGGAAGAAUCAGGCGGAAAUGCAACAGUUAGAAAAGGGCAAAUCAAGUAGUGAGUAUGAGCGUUUGAAAGCUGAGCUAGAUAGACUGCAAGCAGAACUGAGAGCAACUGAAGAAAGAUACAGGCGGAAGCUUGAGGAUAGUGAAAGAGCGAAGAGGAUGGAGCUGGAAGCACUCCAAGCCAAAACAAAAUUAGAAAUUGAAAAGCUCAGUCAGACACCACCAACUUUCAACAAACAGACUCAAACAGGUGAUAUGGUUGUGGUUGAUUCUGCAAAACUUCUGUUUGAUGGAAUCCGUAAAAAGGUUACAGCAACCCAGUUGUAUGAUUGCCAGCUAAUUGAUAAAUCAACUUUAGAUAAGCUGCUGAGGGGUGAAAGAACAUUGAUGGAUGUUUCAAACGACAUUAAUGUGCAUCUUCAUGGGUUGGAGAGUAUAGCUGGAGUCUAUUCACCAUCAAAUGGAAAAAAGCUGUCACUAUCUGAAGCUGCAAAAGAGAAUAUCAUUAGUCCUGAUGAGGCUAUAUCACUUUUGGAAGCACAGGCAGCUACCGGAUUCAUCAUUGAUCCACAGAGAAACAAAAGGAUGACUGUGGAUGAAGCUGUUGCAACAGGCCUUGUGGAUUAUAAAGACAGAGACAAACUCCUGGUAGCAGAAAAGGCUGUAACUGGAUUUAAAGACCCGUUCACAGGAAAGGUUAUCUCACUAUUUGAAGCAAUGAAAAAAAAUAUUGUUGAUAAAGUGACAGGCCUUCGCUUGUUACAGGCACAGAUUGCAGCAGGUGGAAUAGUUGAUUCAGUUAACAGUGUGUAUUUGCCAAAAGAGCUGGCAUAUAAACGUGGGCUGGUUGAUGCAGAAAUGUAUCAAAGGCUUACGUCUCCUUUUGACGAAUCAAAAAUCUUUGUUGAUCCAAACACAGAUUCCAAAGUUUCCUAUCAGCAGCUGAAAUUAAACUGCAGAACAGAUCCUGGAACAGAUUUAUUACUUUUGCCUGUGCAAAAGUCAGAAAUAGAAUUACCAGGAAUCAGAGCAUCUGUUCCACUGCAGGAUCUUGUAAAUGCCCAGAUUAUAGAUAAAAAAACAGUAGACCAUCUUUCACAUGGACUGCUCACAAUAGAUGAUGUUGCUGCCCAGUACAAGGGCUACCUGCAAGGUGACAGUUGUAUUGCAGGAGUGUUUGUUGAAGCCACACAGGAAACACUGCCAAUCUAUCAAGCCAUGAGGAAGGGCUUGAUUAGACAAGGCACGGCCCUUGAGCUACUAGAAGCCCAGGCAGCCACAGGUCAUGUAAUUGAUCCAGUUAAUAACCAAAAGCUGACUGUUGAGGAAGCUGCUGCAAAGAAACUCAUCGGUGUGGAGUUCAAAAUGAAACUACUUUCAGCAGAAAGGGCUGUUACUGGUUACAAGGAUCCUGAAACUGGGAAAACCAUCUCGUUGUUUCAGGCAAUGCAAAAAGACUUGAUUGAACACAAUCAUGGUAUUCGCUUACUUGAAGCCCAAAUUGCCACUGGUGGAAUUAUUGAUCCAAUGCACAGCCAUCGCUUGCCAGUUGAUGUUGCUUACAAGCGUAAUUACUUCAAUGAAGAAUUGAAUGAAAUUUUAAUUGAUCCCAGUGAUGACACCAAAGGCUUCUUUGAUCCCAACACAGAAGAGAAUUUGACCUAUCUUCAAUUAAAGGAUCGGUGCAUUACUGAUAAAGUCACAGGACUUUGUUUAUUGCCUCUAAAACAGAAGAAAAAGGAGCCUACAACUUCAAGAUCAUCUGCAGUAAGAAAGCGUAGAGUGGUCGUUGUGGAUCCUGAAACAGAGCGAGAAAUGUCAGUACGCGAGGCAUAUCACAAAGACCUGAUAGAUUAUGAGACUUUCCUUGAACUUUCUGAACAGGAGGCAGAGUGGGAAGAGAUAACAAUUAAAGGAUCAGAUGGAAGUACCAAAACAGUGGUUGUUGACAGGAAAACUGGAAAUCAGUAUGACAUUGAAGAGUCAUUACAGAAAGGCAUAAUUGAUAAGAAGAGUUUUGACGACUAUCGGGCUGGAACUCUGACACUCUCACAGUUUGUGGAUUUGUUUACUGAUAAGGAUAAUCUUAGUGCAUCUAAAGUGAGCAGUGUAAUGAACAGUAGUCCAAUUCGAUCACCAGGUUUAAAACAACCUUUUGAUUCUUUGGAGGAUUCUUCUCCCAUUGCCGCCAUCUUUGAUGUUGAAACACUGGAAAAAAUAACAAUUUCUGAAGCCAUGCGUCGCAAUAUUGUUGACACAAUUACAGGGCAGAGGCUACUAGAAGCUCAGGCCUGUACAGGAGGUAUAAUAAAUCCUGGAACUGGUCAGAAACUAUCCAUUCAAGAUGCUAUAUAUCAACGUAUCAUUGAUGAAGAGAUGGGAAAGCGGUUAAAGCCAGCCCAGAAAGCUUAUGUCGGUUUUGACGAUGUGAAGAACAAGAAAAGACUCUCUGCAGCAGAAGCGAUGCAAGAGAAUUGGCUGCCACAUGAAGCUGGGCAACGUUUCCUCGAGUACCAGUGUGCUACAGGUGGACUUGUUGUGCCAAACUUUGCAGGACGAAUUACCAUUGAUGAAGCAGUAAGGAGAGGCUUGGUUAAUGCCAAAUCAGCUCAGAAACUGCAGGAUAGCAGCAGUUACUCAAAAUGUAUGACGUGUCCCAAAACAAAAUUGAAGAUUUCAUAUAAGGAGGCAGUAGAUCGUUCAAUGGUUGAAGACAAGACAGGCCUACGGCUGUUAGAAGCGACAUCGUUUUCUACCAAAGGAAUUAAUAGUGCAUACAAUACAGGUGGUUUCUCUGGACCAAAUUCCCGACCAGGUUCCCGCUCAGGUUCCCGUUCAAGCUCAAGAAGUGGGUCAAGACGAGGAAGUUUUGAUGCCAGCUCUUCUAUUUUAACUAGUAGUCAUAUAACCAUUAAAUCCUCCUCUAUUACACAUUAAUCAUUUGUUACUAGUAUCCAAGUGUGGUAGUUUUUGAAAUGUGUGGAAGAUCCAAAUUUAUAUUCUUUUCAAAUGCUUUCAAAUAUAGUUGAUUCAUACAUUGGUGCCCUGUUAAGAUCAUUAUCAAAAUCAGAAUCGGAAUCACUUUAUUGCCAGUAUGUAAAAUGUAUCAGAAUUGAUCAUGGUUCGGUGUCAAGCACAAAACACAGGACAACAGACAACACCAUUGAAACCAACAGUUUACCAGGACAGCAGUGCAAACAGUCAUGAGCAAUCAACAAUUAGCAGAAACGUCAAUAAUCAAACUUGUGUAAAUGUGAACGUGGGCUCAAUCAUUCUCAACAGGAGGAGGAGAGCAGAAAGGACCAUUUAACAGAUGUUGUGCAGGAACAAUUGGGUUAUUACACCUGAAUGAGUUUUGUUGAAAGGCUGGAUAGCUCCAGGAAAGAAACUUCAGAGAAGACGUGUAGUCAUGGUGAUGAUCGACUUGUAGCAUUCUCCCUGUUGGCAAAUUGGUGAAAAGGUAAUUGCUGUAGCCUGGAUGGAGUCGGCAGUAUUUUUUUCAGCUCUUCACUCUGGCCAUGAACAUGUCUAGUAGCUGACAGCCAAUGAUCUUCUCCAGUGAGUGGACCAAUCACUGUAGCCUGGACUUGGAGAGGAGGAGGUGGUGGGAGACCAAACGGUGAUGGAGAUGGUCACAGCACUCUUCGUGAUGAGAGUUAAAAUUCAUCAGGAUAUGCCUGGAGAUUCUAAGUUUACCAAGCUGGCGUAGGAAGAACAAUUGCCACUGGGUGUACUUGUUCCACUUCAAUGUAUUGGUAAUGGUAGUUCCCAAGAAUUUGAAUGACUCAACCACAAACACGGCCUGACCAUUUAUUUCCAAGAUGGGUGGUGGGGCUGGUAGGGAGUUGUCGCUGAAAGUUAAUCCUCAUUUCCACUGUCUUGAUAGCACCAAGUUCCAAUUUGUUACGAGCACAACCUGCUGCAAAAUGGGUCUACCUCUCUUUGAUAGUAAGUCCCAUCAUUAUUAGAGGUGAGACCAACUACAGUUGAGUCAUAUACAAACUGUAGAAUUUUCAUGGAUUUGUGAAGGUACAGUUUAUGGGAAAUGUUAACCAGAAUUACAAUUGAAUAACCAAAUCCAAAGGUUACUGAUAUAAUGAGAAAUUCAACUUGUAACCCUUUCCAGAAGAGACUGCUUUUUCAGUUAAUACUGUACAACAGUUUUAAAGUUGUAAAGGAUUGUGCCAAUAGAGUGAGCUGUUAAAUAUGUCAAUUCUUUGGAGGGUUUUUAUUGUAUAGAGCUAAUUGUGGUUUCAGUUUGUUUCACACUAAAUUUUCUAUAGAUUAAAAACUAAUUGAUCUUAACUUGGCUCCAUUGUAAUUAUGUAAUCUUAUACUUAUGGGAUGUUUUAGCAGGUGCAAAGGAAAUUAUACUUUUUCUAAUGUUUUGAUGAAUAUUCAGUACAUAGCCAAAAAAAUCUGUUAAUAAAAAAAUAUUUGUUUAAAGCUU
This is a messenger RNA of Hypanus sabinus (Atlantic stingray), 9685 nucleotides long. RefSeq names its product desmoplakin-like. The transcript is spliced from 24 exons. Gene Ontology annotation, cellular component: intermediate filament; cytoskeleton; cytoplasm. Gene Ontology annotation, molecular function: structural molecule activity. The coding region runs from base 1 to 8172 and encodes 2723 amino acids. Lineage: Eukaryota; Metazoa; Chordata; Chondrichthyes; Myliobatiformes; Dasyatidae. The record is from RefSeq and is a predicted model, not a curated record. Gene Ontology annotation, biological process: cell-cell adhesion; wound healing; intermediate filament cytoskeleton organization.